AUGGCCACCCAGAUCUGCACCCCAACCUUCUCUUCUGGGUCUGUCAAGGGCCUUUGCGGCCCAGCAGGCAGCAUCUGUCGGGUGUCCUCCAUCCGUUCUGUGGGCUCCUGCAGGGUCCCCAGUCUUGCUGGGGUUGCAGGGUCUGUCUCUUCUGUUAGGCUGGGCCUUUCAGGUCUUGGAAGCUGCUUGCCUAGCUCCUGCUUGCCCGCUGGGUACCAUUCCUCUGGCUUUGUUGGGACUGGGGGCUGGUUCUAUGAGGGUUCCUUCAAUGGCAACGAGAAGGAGACCAUGCAGUUCCUGAACGACCGCCUGGCCAACUACCUGGAAAAGGUGCGCCAGCUGGAGCGGGACAACGCUGAGCUGGAGUGCCGCAUCCGAGAGUGGUGCCAGCAGCAGGAACCCUACGUGUGCCCAAACUACCAGUCCUACUUCAAGACCAUCGAGGAGCUGCAGCAAAAGAUCCUGAUGACCAAGUCUGAGAAUGCCAGGCUGGUCCUGCAAAUUGACAAUGUCAAGCUGGCUGCUGAUGACUUCCGGACCAAAUACGAGACGGAGCUGUCCAUGAGGCAGGUGGUGGAGGCCGACAUCAACGGCCUGCGCAGGAUCCUGGACGAGCUGACCCUGUGCAAGGCCGACCUGGAGAUGCAGGUGGAAUCCCUGAAGGAGGAGCUUAUGUGCCUCAAGAAGAACCACGAGGAGGAAGUCAAUACACUCCGCUGCCAACUUGGGGACCGACUGAAUGUGGAGGUAGAUGCUGCCCCACCAGUGGACCUCAACAAGGUCCUGGAUGACAUGAGAUGUCAGUAUGAGGCCCUGGUGGAGAAUAACCGCAGAGACGUGGAGGCCUGGUUCAACACCCAGACCCAGGAGCUGAACCAGCAAGUGGUGUCCAGCUCAGAGCAGCUGCAGUGCUACCAGACGGACAUCAUUGAGCUGAGACGCACGGUCAAUGCCCUGGAGAUUGAGCUGCAGGCCCAACACAGCACGCGGAAUUCCCUGGAAUCCACCCUAGCUGAGACGGAGGCUCGCUACAGCUCCCAGCUGGCCCAGAUGCAGUGCCUGAUCACCAAUGUGGAGGCCCAACUGGCGGAGAUCCGCUGCGACUUGGAGCGGCAGAACCACGAAUACCAGGUCCUCCUAGAUGUCAAGGCCCGGCUGGAGUCAGAAAUCGCCACCUACCGCCGCCUGCUGGAGGGAGAAGACUGCAAGCUUCCUGCCCACCCUUGUGCCACGGAAUGCAAGCCUGCCAUUAGAGUUCCUUACCUCCCGAGCAUGUCCUGUGCCACGAGUGUGCCCUGCACCUCAGGUCCCCAGAUCAGCACCCAGAUCCGCACCAUCACUGAGGAGAUCCGCGAUGGCAAAGUCAUUUCCUCCCGGGAGCAAGUGCAGUCCCGCCCGUUGUAA
Loxodonta africana (African savanna elephant) is the source of this 1404-nucleotide messenger RNA. RefSeq names its product keratin 36 (gene KRT36). The coding region runs from base 1 to 1404 and encodes 467 amino acids. Gene Ontology annotation, molecular function: structural constituent of skin epidermis. Gene Ontology annotation, biological process: epithelial cell differentiation; intermediate filament organization. The record is from RefSeq and is a predicted model, not a curated record. The transcript has 7 exons. Gene Ontology annotation, cellular component: intermediate filament cytoskeleton. Lineage: Eukaryota; Metazoa; Chordata; Mammalia; Proboscidea; Elephantidae.